This is a messenger RNA of Closterium sp. Yama58-4, 2166 nucleotides long. The record is from the annotation of a GenBank genome assembly. NCBI's taxonomy places the organism in Eukaryota, Viridiplantae, Streptophyta, Zygnematophyceae, Desmidiales, Closteriaceae.
AUGAUCGCCAACGGUGUCGACACGUUUUACGCUGAUCCAACUGCUGCGGUCUUCGUUUCAGACAGCACCAAUACCCUCGCCGCGCAACCCGCAGCAUACUCGAAUAUCGACGCGAAGAGAGCAUCACACAUCGCCGUUUUGCGGCGCGGCGAGGGAAAACUUCCCGAACUUUGGGAUGAUAUGCGCGUCUCGAACGAAUUCAGCAGUGACGUGGCGGCGGGUGAGCUGGAGGAUAUUAUUCUCCGCGCCGCUUCGUCGUCAGCCGUUCCGAAUGUAACCUUGCCAUGGUCGCUCGAUGCCGUGGUUCCCGCCGCGACCACCGCAACCACAGCUGGUUGGACUAGCGGAAUCUCGUAUUACACAGCCCAAGCUGACGCAGGGACACUGCCGCAAGACGCGCCGCAAAACACGGCGCUGCAUAACACGGCGCCGCAGCAGUUUCACCAGGAGUGGUCGAAUGGCGGCGCAUGGACGAACAGCGGACGCGGCGAGUAUCAGUUGGGAAACGCGGCUGGGUGGGCUCCCCCUGAUUUCCAGGGAAUCAGCCGACAAAACGCCAGCACUGCAAGUACGAUCGCUGACACGGUAAUCAAUGAACGCACGGACGAUGAUUUCGCAACCGGCGGCGACGGGAUGCCGCAGCUUUGGUCACAGGGUGCCGGCGGAACCGCCGCAACCGCCGCCGCCGUCGGUAUUAGUAGUAGUCGCGCCGCGAGACACGACGGCGGCGGCGGCUUCAGUCCCAGCCACCUCCCCGCCAUUCUUCGCUCCCUCGCGGCGCAUCAGCAGGCCGUUGAGGCGCUCGCGCCGCUCGUUGCCGAGCCGCAGCGCCAGGCUGGUGAGUGGGAUGGGCGCACGGGGGAAGCCGCCGCCAGCGCCGCCGCCGAAUGGCGCAGUUCCGCCAGCAUGGCCGCGGCGGCGGCGGCGGUGCCGCAAGCGCCGGGGUUUCUUCCGGCGGAAGGCGUUUUCCCCCCGCUUCCCCUCACGCGGCCCGCUCCCGCAGCUUUGUUCCAGCGCUCCCCCCGCUCCGCCGCGCUCGCCGCCGCUUUCCCCGCCACCUCCUCUUCCGCCUCGUCCGCGCACCUUGCUGCAUCCGUCGCCGCGUCACUCGCCGGGGAGCGCCUCGCCUUGGUAGCACAAGAGGGCUUCACAGGAGGCGGGAUGAGUUUCGAGUUGUCUCAGGAGCAACAACAAUCCCAGACACUACUAAAACACGGUUUGGCAGGAGGCGGGAGGAGUUUUGAGACGUCUCAAGAGCAGCAACGACCGCAAGCAUUACCAGGAGGCGGUUUGGCAGGUGGCGGGAUAGUGUCUAAAACGAGCGCGGCAGAGGGGACGGCGGAACCUGCAGCGGCGCAGAGUCCACAGAACCCGAGCGCCAUUGACGCUCUGGCCUCCAUGAUCCUGGUUGCUGCGGCAGCGGCGGGCGGGCAAGGGGGGGGAUUCGCGGGUCCGCCGCAGGGGGGAGUGGGCGGUGGUACCAGCGUUGGCGCUGGUGGUGGUUCCAGCGCUGACGGUGGUGGUGGUGGAAUGGAUGGUGGUGAUGCAACUGGGGGAAUAUGGGGGGCAAUGGGGGGAGGAACAGGUGGGGGAAUGGGCGGGGGGAUGGUUGGGGGAGUGGGAGGUGAGGUUGACGAGUGGCACAAUACUGAUGCGGUGGGUAAGGGGGAAGCAGGUGUAGGUUGGCAUGGCUACGGGGAUGGUGCUUCUGUGGAGGGGUUUGAAGAUGGGGAAGGUGUGGAGGGAACGCGGAUUCUAGGAAGGGUGUCUGGCGCAUGUCUUGCUGCCAGGAAGCGGAGGGAGCGCAUAGCGAGUCAGAUGCGCACGCUGCAGCGGCUGGUGCCGGGCAGCAGUCGAGUGGACACCGUCUCUGUUCUCUCCGACACCAUCCGCUUCCUCUGCAGCCUCAUUCACCAGAUUCAGUCGCUAGGAGCAGAGCCGGAGGGGUAUUCCACAACAGAGGCGGUGGAAGCAGCAGCAGCAGAGGUGCAAAAGCUGAUUCGAGACGGCGUGAUAGCAAGCCCCCGUCCUCCAGCCACUCAGAGAGGCCCUCAUGAAGAUGCUGAUGCCGAAGCUGAUGCUGAUGGUACCAAGGAUGGCGAUGGAGGGGAGCGAGAUGGUGACAUGGAGAAGGGUUCUUGGUCCCUCCUCCACAAGAAUGCCUAG